Messenger RNA from Mollisia scopiformis, 324 nucleotides. RefSeq lists its product as uncharacterized. NCBI's taxonomy places the organism in Eukaryota, Fungi, Ascomycota, Leotiomycetes, Helotiales, Mollisiaceae. The transcript has a single exon. The record is from RefSeq and is a predicted model, not a curated record. The annotation marks the transcript as partial.
AAUAGUAAGCCGGCUGCCCAGAGAUGGAGGCAUAUCUAUGGCUGUUAUAGAAAGAGCCUUAGAGCCACCUCUGGAUUUGCAGAAAUGUGCUUUUUUUGCAGCGAAUGGGUUAUGGGAAAAUACGAGUGGGAGAACCAUUGCCAGGUCCACUUGGACGGCCAUAAACCUCUACCGGCUCAGUGUGACCCGCUCUUCUACGGCGGGACCCUAGCUUCACCUGGCAUAUGCCCCUUCUGUCUGGACGAUGCAACACUUUCAGCUGCUGAACGAAUGCAUCAGUUCUAUGACAAGGCUGAAUGGAGAGAUCAUAUUUCCGACCACUUC